AUGAAAAAUCUCGCAGCCCAUUUUGCACAUUUCAAAGCGUUUCGCGGCAUAAUCUUACGGCUGGCGCUGGCUCUCAUGGUUUUGCAAAUCUUCAAUCAGCUUAGGCGAAAGGGCGAAGUGAACGGUGGCUUCCACUUCUGCCACUGGCUUUUCGGGUGUGAGUUUGCAGAAUGUGACGUCAAACCUGAUCCGGUGAAGAUACCUGAGGGAGAAGAUAUUGAUUGCGAUACUUAUAUGGUAGAGUACGAGGACGAUUUCAUAAACUCAGCGGAGAAGGCGAUAUAUCUACUAGAAUGCGUUUUCUAA
This is a messenger RNA of Eimeria maxima, 306 nucleotides long. RefSeq lists its product as hypothetical. NCBI's taxonomy places the organism in Eukaryota, Apicomplexa, Conoidasida, Eucoccidiorida, Eimeriidae. The record is from RefSeq and is a predicted model, not a curated record. The transcript is spliced from 2 exons. The coding region runs from base 1 to 306 and encodes 101 amino acids.